Messenger RNA from Biomphalaria glabrata, 1738 nucleotides. RefSeq lists its product as uncharacterized. The coding region runs from base 335 to 1735 and encodes 466 amino acids. The transcript has 9 exons. The record is from RefSeq and is a predicted model, not a curated record. NCBI's taxonomy places the organism in Eukaryota, Metazoa, Mollusca, Gastropoda, Planorbidae.
UCAUGUGUCGUAACCCACACCGCAAGGAUUACCUGGCACGUAGCUCGUACUGGUUUCCCUUGGAUAGGUAAAAUAUUAAAACCCUUUGUAUUAAGUUUGGCCGGAUUUCAUUUCAUAUUUGGAUUAUAUGUUUGUUGAAUAUAACCUAUAAAUCAAUCUCUACAGUGUUGUCACAGAAUCACGAACAGGAGGUAAUGCUGUACAACAUAUCAACCCUGAUCUGCUGUUGUAUCAACUGCACAAAUAAUGGCUUACAAUGAACUUGAAAACAUUGAAGCGUAAUCUAUAAAUAGUUGUAACAAGCACAUCACAAGACCUAGUUAAUGCCAUUACGAUGAACAAGAAGAAAACACUUUCCUACGGAUUAUUUGUUAUAUCUUCAAUCGUUUUAUUACGGUAUGCCUACAAGUUCACGCACAACGAGAUCACAAGGUCACAGGAAGUGUCACACAAUCAGCAGCAGACAAACAGAGAAGAUUCUGGAGCAGGGAGUGCCAGGAUUUUUCAGCAACAUCAACCAUUCAAUCUUGAAAACCUAUCCCCCUUGAAUAACGUUAUACAAAGUUCAGAUCUCCAAAUGAGUACAUCUCACCAACCAGCAACAUUCAACAACAGCAGUUUAGAUUCUGCGGCAUCAAAUUUGUAUGGGCCUUUCCUGAAUACAAGUCAGCUGAUCCAAGCAUUGGUAGAGUCACUGAAGUCAAAGCUCGCCGUUUCCGAUCCAAAAGUUGUAGUCAAGAAUAUCGAGAAAAAGUGUCAAGCCAUGAGGAUCGAAUACAACGACUCAUGCAACGAUGCCGAAAGAAUCUGUCCUCAGAAAGUUUUACCGGAAAAUCUGAAGGCCAGAAUCGAACAGCUGGUUUUAAGAGACUCUCUGCAGAUUUCAGAAGAGUACCGCAACGCCAUCAGAAACAUGACUGAUGAAAUUUCCGGUUAUCAUGAUAUCAUCAUUGUGGGUGGCCUGUCUUCUAAUCAUUACAGGGAGGCACAGUCCUUAAUGAAACAUGUCCACGAGGAACUGUUCCCUGUUCUAAAGAACUUCUCCUUUGUGGUCUACAAUCUAGGACUAACGGAAGAGGAAGCAAGCAAAGUACGCCAACACUGCCGAUGCCAGUUUGUCCGAUUUCCGUUUGAGCGUUUUCCUCCACACUUCAAAACACUCAAAUGUUUCGGCUUCAAGCCAACUCUAGUGCGAGCAUUGAUUGAAAAAGCAAACAUCGUUCUUUGGACUGACACGGUGUUUAAAAUAUCUCGAAACAUUACAACGGUCAUAGAUCGAGCGAGGACGAUGGGGAUACAGCAGAUGUAUUUACCUACCAAUUACCCUAAUCCAUCUCACACGCUUGAACAGACAUUCCAUUUUUUUGGGGAUUCCCCUUGCGCUCACAUGGCUUUCAAUCAAGUGGCGGGAGGAUUCGGUAUUUAUCACAAUGAACUUCUGACCAAGAGAGCUAUACUUGACCCUUGGUACGCAUGCGCACUGAAAGCAGAAUGCACUUGCCCGGUUGAUCAGCGCAAAGUGCAAAGAUGUCCUUACCCUUACUCGACCAAGAAAAUUGGACUGUGCCAACGAAAUGAUCAGUCCUCCAUGACACUGAUAUUGUCCAAACUAUUUCGGGAAAAUUAUUUUGAUUUUGUUAUCAAUUUGAAUCGUUUCAACCCCAAAAGUAAGAUUCCAGCUUUUUACAAUUACUUUGAGGAAAUAGAAAAUAAAACGAAAGUCAAUAUAAAUUAACUA